Cavenderia fasciculata is the source of this 2538-nucleotide messenger RNA. RefSeq names its product putative protein serine/threonine kinase (gene mhkD). Gene Ontology annotation, biological process: protein phosphorylation. The transcript has 2 exons. Gene Ontology annotation, cellular component: actomyosin contractile ring. Gene Ontology annotation, molecular function: ATP binding; protein binding; myosin heavy chain kinase activity. Bases 1 to 2538 code for a protein of 845 amino acids. The record is from RefSeq and is a predicted model, not a curated record. NCBI's taxonomy places the organism in Eukaryota, Evosea, Eumycetozoa, Acytosteliales, Cavenderiaceae.
AUGGGUAGAGACGACAUUGAUAUCAAUGCACUCCUGAAUAGACUUGAAUUGGUCGAAAAGGAGGUGGCAAAGAUUCCACAGCUGCAAAGAACAAUAGAUAAACAACAAAUCAUCAUCAACAAGUUGGCCAAAUUAAACAAUGUAGAUAUAGAUCUAUUAGAAAAGGAUGAUAUUAAAUCUCCAUCAUCGUCAUCUGUAACAAUACCUAUAAUAACAACCACCAAUUCACCAGUAGUUGCUGCCACUGUUGUAGAUUCAUCUACACCUCCUGCUACUCCCCCCAACAUUGUACAUGUAGAAUUAAAUAAUAAUAAUAAUAAUAAUAUUAAUAAUAGUUUGCCAUCAUCAACCAAUUCAACACCAAAUCUAAGUUCAUCAUAUGGUAUAUCUUCACCUAAUCUACCACCAUUGUCACCCUCAUUGUCUAGAUCAAACUCUAUGAAUGAUAAAGAGUUGACGGGCGUUGCGAGCAAUAUACCAAUCCCACCUCCCCUACCACCUCCAGAGAAAUUAAAGAAAUUCCAACCGACUGCACAAUGGCGUAAACCAUUUAUGGCAUUGAUGGGUGGAUCAAGAUUAAAACGUGAGGGAUCAAAGGAUUCAAUGGAAGUAUAUCUACCACCCAUGUCCCCAAAAUUACGUUCUUCAAGCAAUGCCGAUCAACAACAACAAGAACAAGAGAAUGCUGCUGCAGCGGCGGUGCAAUUGGCAACAUCACCAGAUGUAACACAAUCUUUCAUACUCAAGCAUGAAAUGCCACCAUUGCCAAGCGGAUCGCAAUGGGCUGUCGUGUGGGAAUACGAUGCAUCUGCGGAAGAGUGGACAAGGGGUAUGAUUGCCAUUCAAUUGGAAUCACGUCCUUUUGCAAGCGGUGCUUUGCGUAGUGCCUACAAACUUACGACCAAGAUGAACCCAACUCUCUACACACAGGCUUUCUACAGAGACCAACACAGCCAAUACGAGGAAGGCAAGAAACUCAACCUGCGCAAGUUGCCUCGUCUAUUUGGUCCAGUCGACAGUACCUAUGUCGCCAAGUUAUCAAAGACGACCGUCUCGUUUGAACGUUACUUUGAAGAUGUCAAGAUGCAGAUGAUGUGUAGAGAGUAUGGUAUACGGUACACGGCAAACUCGCCACCCAAACCCGUCGACUUUUUGUCUGCAUGGGUUAUCGAGGUACAAGCAGACAAGGGAGACCACAAACUCUAUGGUUUGGAGAUGUAUAUAGAUGGAGAGUUUAAGAAAUUAAAUAGUAAUUUUGGAAGUGUAUUUGGUGACAGAAAUACACCACAAUCAUUUUCACAUUUCUCGUACGAGGCUAGUGCCCACGAGUUGAUUAUUGUCGAUAUCCAAGGUGUGGACGAUCACUACACCGACCCUCAAAUACAUACCAAGGAUGGUGAGGGAUUCGGUGCUGGCAACCUAGGUGAAAAGGGUAUGAAAAAGUUUAUAGAGUCUCACAAGUGUAAUCCUAUCUGCAUUCAACUGGAAUUACCACCCAUUGGCAUUGACUUGAACGAUUCAAGAAACAUGACACGUGUCAUUCGUGGAACCAUGAUGUUACCAGACCUCAAACCAGACCUCGACCCCAAGUUGGAUAUUACUUUAUCCAACAUUCCCCAAAACCCAGCACAGAGCGAGUUGUCUUGCGUAUCUACACUCACCGGUCACUCUGAUCGUAUCACAUCAAUUGUGAUUGACACUGACAAACGAUUUGUCUAUUCAGGUAGCGGUGAUGGCACACUUAAAGUAUGGAGUUUGGACAGUCUACAGUUGAUAGAGACUAUCCGCGCCCAUCGAAAAUCAGUCACGGGUAUCUGCUUCAAUGACUCUCUCCUCUUUACGUCAUCGGCCGACCAAACCAUUAAAAUCUGGGAUCGUUCAACAUACCAGUCUGUCGGGUCACCAUUAGACGGUCACACUGGGGAGAUUAAUGGGGUCUGUAUCGAUGGAGCUCGUAACCAUCUCUUUAGUUGUAGUUUUGACAAGUCAAUUCGUGUUUGGGAGUUGGUUGAUGGUGGUCGUGGAGGUGCUAGCUGUAUCAAGGUUAUGACUGCUCACAGCAAGAGUGUAAAAUCUAUAUGCAUCUCUGGCAAAUAUCUAUUUAGUGCAUCGAAUGAUCAGUCUAUUAAAGUUUGGGAUUUAGAGAUGUUGGUUUGUAUCUAUGGUAUUGGUGAUGCUCAUGAUAGUUGGGUCACCGCAUUGGGCAUCCACAAUGAAUCUGGUAUUCUAUUUAGUGGGUGCAGAGAUGGUGGUCUCAAGGCUUGGAACUUAAACACCUUUAUGCCAUCGUCCGAACACGACGACAACACAGACGCCAUUGUCGAUGUAUUGGUCACCAAAAACUACAUCUUUACAGCAUCUGAAGAUUCAUCGGUCAAAAUCUAUCUGCUUCCUGCCGAGGAAAAUGAUAAACUCAAAAAUGUUCUAACUCUAAAGGCUCACAGAGGUUCUAUCUAUUCAAUAGCAUCAGAUGGAUCACGUAUAUUUACAGGUGCAAGUGACAAUUCUAUUAAAGUUUGGACUUGGAAAGAUAAAUAA